CAGAGAUUUCACCACUGUGUUCACUCCAAAUUAAUGUCUUCUGAGUACCAGAGGAGGACUCACCAUGUGGCUAAAAGGUUUUAUAAGUAACCAUGUCAACAUGAAACUUCUGAAGACCUGUGUCAUCCUUCUCCUUCUGACUGUGUUGUUCUUUGUACUAAGAAACAUGGACCUGCUCGAGCUGAAUUAUAAAGAAAACUCUGCCAUCAUCAACAAGAAAGUGACCUCUACUCAGCCCACUGUUCCUCCCACUGCUCCUCCCACUGCUCCUCCAGUGCCUGACAACUUCUGCACCUUCAAGCCACUGUCUUCUGCAGAUGCUGAGGAGGAACGUCUCAUAUUGCAGUCCAUUGCUUGGCCUGAAACUCCUCCUCUGCCAGCUCCUUUUUCAUUGAAUCAGACAAGUAACGCCGCCCACAGCACCUUCACCAUUCUCCCAGGGGGGGUUGGAGACGAGCGGCAUGUAGGAGACCAGCUGGAAGUUAUGAUAAAAAUGUACGACUUCCAAGGUAACCCCAAGAAGUCUGGAGGAGAUGCAAUUGUUACCCGAUUGCACAACAGGGCACUUGAAGCAGGUGUGGCUGGACGAGUGGUGGAUCUCCUUAAUGGCUCCUACUCUGCUGUAUUCUCUUUACUCUGGGAAGGAAGUGCACAGGUUGAGAUCGAGCCAAAGGCUUCAAGAGCUCCGCCAUUUUCAAGUCAUUUUGGAGAAAGUUCCAUGCGGUGGGAGCAGCAAAACUAAACGCUCUUUUCCCGAGCUCAGUGCAGACACGAGGCACAGACAGUUUAAAGACAUCACAGGAACACAAGGCAUAGUGGCUUCUGGUUCUUUGAAGGUGACGCUUGUCCACUCAAGCAAGGCUAUCACAGUCCUCCGUAGGCUAAACAGAGAACAGCCUGAUAGGACUAUCUUAAAGAGCCUCUUCCGCUCAGGUUCAAUCUCUGAAACUACCAUCUGUAAUAUUUGUCUACGUCAAACCAACCAGCCACAGUGCAACUACACUGACCUCCGUACUGGUGACCCGUGGUUCUGCUAUAAGCCAAAGAAACUGAGCUGUGAUACCAGGAUGAACCACAUGAAUGGAGGAAUGGGUAUAAAACUCAAGGCUAAUGAGGCGAAACUUUUCAAAAGCAAUGUCAACAUGCAAGUCUUCAUUCAGGCUUCAGGACCGGCCAAUGUUACUGUGCUGCCUCAAAGGAAAGAGCAACCCAUGGAUAGUCAAGGCAGUGGGAAGUCUGGACUCUCUGGGUAUUACUACCAGGGUGUGUGGCGAUCACUAGGUGGCACCAAAGUCCACCAAUUCAACAACUCCUCUGCCAUCAGUCAGUGUCUGAAAGGAAAGGUGGUCCACCUGUAUGGAGACUCCACCGUCAGGCAGUGGUUUGAGUACCUUGAUGCUUCACUUCCAGAUGCUAAGGAGAUAAACCGGAAUAAUCCGAAGAGAUUAGGACCUUUCAUGAUAUGGGACAAUGCAAAAAACAUCUUGGUGAAGUUCCGCUUCCACGGUCCUCCUCUUAGUAUUUCCGUCCUUAUCCCAACCAGUGAGCUGCGUUACAUUGCCAAUGAAAUAGAUGAUGUAGUUGGUGGCACCAACACAGUUGUAAUUUUUGGUAUCUGGGCCCACCUCACUCCUUUCCCAAUGCAAUUCUACAUCAGAAGGCUUUACGGCAUCCGCAGGGCGGUGAUUCGUCUGUUAAACAGGGCUCCAGACACGCUGGUGGUCAUCAGGACUCCAAACCUCAGAGGUACAAACCCCUAUAUAUUUGCCUUUAAUGACUGGUAUGCUAUUCAACAGGACAAGGUGGUCAGAGCUGUGUUCAAAGGACUUAAUGUUCAGCUGGUGGAUGCCUGGGAGAUGGUUCUGGCCCACCACCUGCCUCACUACGUUCACCCACCUCCUCCCAUCAUUAAGAAUAUGAUUAACAUUAUAUUGUCCCACAUGUGCCCCCAAUAGUGCAUUUAAUAAUAAUAAUAACUUUAUUUAUAUAGCACGUAUCUAAACAAGGUUACAAAGUGCUUUACAGAACGCAUUCAAUCAAACAUAAUAAAACAUACAUGAAAAGUGCUUCACAAAAGAAUCAGGAUAAAACAUUGGUGAGUUAUAAAAAUGUAUUCAAUUAAUUAAAGCAGGCCAUUAAUUACUGAUCAAUCGUUAAAAAGGCCUUCUUAUAAAAAUGUGUUUGGAGCAAGGAUUUCAAAA
Molecule: messenger RNA, 2201 nt
Organism: Labrus mixtus (cuckoo wrasse)
Lineage: Eukaryota; Metazoa; Chordata; Actinopteri; Labriformes; Labridae
Product: NXPE family member 3-like
Exons: 8
Coding region: 534-1955 (473 amino acids)
Source: RefSeq, a predicted model, not a curated record